CAGAGCAGUAUUACCAUGUCUGGACGAGGCAAAGGUGGUAAGGGAUUAGGGAAGGGGGGCGCUAAGCGGCAUCGUAAGGUUUUGCGCGACAACAUCCAGGGUAUCACCAAGCCUGCCAUCCGGCGUCUGGCCCGGCGAGGUGGGGUCAAGCGCAUAUCUGGCCUGAUUUAUGAAGAGACCCGUGGGGUACUGAAGGUGUUCUUGGAGAAUGUGAUCCGAGACGCGGUCACUUACACGGAGCACGCCAAGCGGAAGACCGUCACCGCCAUGGACGUAGUGUACGCCCUCAAACGCCAGGGACGCACCCUCUACGGCUUCGGCGGUUAGGUCGCCCGUUCUCAGCGAUUUAACAUCUUUUACUACCAAAGGCCCUUUUCAG
Messenger RNA from Aethalodelphis obliquidens (Pacific white-sided dolphin), 379 nucleotides. Its product is annotated as histone H4. Gene Ontology annotation, cellular component: nucleosome. The coding region runs from base 16 to 327 and encodes 103 amino acids. The record is from RefSeq and is a predicted model, not a curated record. The transcript has a single exon. NCBI's taxonomy places the organism in Eukaryota, Metazoa, Chordata, Mammalia, Artiodactyla, Delphinidae. Gene Ontology annotation, molecular function: DNA binding; protein heterodimerization activity; structural constituent of chromatin.